UCGAACAUGUCGAAAUAUUGACAUGAUUAUUUUGGAUCAAUUCUUUCAUACUUUAUGAGCAAGUGGAGACCAAGAACGUGGAUUUGUGAGGGAUGGGUUGUGGUUCAUCAACUGAGGCUGGUCUGGGGGAUGAUGGCAACAGUUCACCCUACAUGAAACGUGCUGAUCCAUUAGCAGAACCCAAAACCAAGAAGGAGGCUGAAGAAACGAAACAAGUUGGUGAACAAAGUGAAGACAUAAAAGCAGAGGCACAGAAUGGACAUGUUGAGGCUACAAGUGAACCAGAACCAGAAAUGGAAAAGGGACCAUAUGUACCAAAAGGGGGCGUACUCGUCAUGCCACUUCCACCUCCUAUGAAACCGAAAUAUGACGUUGAGGGACAAAUGGGGGAGGCCGCGGAGAGUGGCGUUGUGAAGCGCCGUAAUGGGAGUGCAGGAAAACCACGCGUGCCUACAGGAGGGUUUCUAGUCAUGCCAGAUCUUGCACCAGAACCUGACGAGGAUUCAGACAAGCCGAUUUCAGCACCAGCGGCCAUUAAACCAAUAAUUGUCGCUGAUAUGGCAGAUAAACGUCGUACGAUUGUUGAGGAGGCAGAAGAAAGUGAUGAGGAGGAGGAAGAGGAUUUGACCAUUUACACAGGUGUUGCGACAGUCAUCAUUGGGUCGGGUGUUGAGGUUUGCUCAGCGUUUCAUCUGGACAUUCCAGCGGGCGAGGUUUGGAUUGAUGAGGAGUUUACUCAAGAGAUGGCACUGAAGGGCAUUGCAAACAGAGAUAAUUUGGAGUGGAAGAGACCAAGUGAAUAUGCAGGAGAGCCUGUCUUAUUUUCAGAGGGCAGUACCAGGUUUGAUGUCAACCAGGGAGGUGCUGAUACAUGUUGGUACCUUUCCAUACUGGCAGCGAUUGCAGAUCAACCUCAACUCUUAAGUCAGAUUAUUCCUGAUGGUGCUUAUGAUCCAGCCUCUGGAGUUUUCCAUUGUAAGUUUUGGUCGUUCGGAGAAUGGGUGGAUGUUUACGUUGACGAUCAUCUUCCCGUCCAAAAUGGCCGCCCAUGCGGAGCGUAUUCGAAGUCAGACCCAAACGAGAUGUGGCCUUCAUUGAUGGAGAAAGCUUUUGCAAAAUAUGUCGGCUCCUACCAGAAGGUUUUUGGUGGAAACCCAGGGUUUGCCUUCACUUCAUUGACAGCAGGGGUAUCGGAACACAUACAACUGAAUGAGACGAAACCCAAGACUUUCUUCCAGCGAGUCCAUAAUGCCCUGAAAUCAGGAUCCGUUGUUGCAUCUGCAGUACCUGAAAGCAAAGACUCUCUCAAAGGUUUGAUAGGAUCCCAUGCAUACAUGAUAACGGGCUCAGCCAAGGUGAAAUAUGAAGGAAAUAUUGUUCACUUGUAUCGACUGAGGAAUCCUUGGGGUGAUGGAGAGUGGAAUGGACCAUGGUCAGAUGAAUCAACAAAUUGGGAUCGGGUCUCCAAAAUAGCCAAAUCAUCCCUGGAGAUUAAGAAUCAUGAGGAUGGUGAAUUCUGGAUCUCUGCUGAGGAUUACCAUAAGUAUUUCAAUGAAGUCUAUAUCUGUAGUCUCACACUGGAUUUUGAUAGAGAUGGUGUCGAUGAUGGAUUAACUAAAAAUAUCACAGCUAUUUUUGGUGAAUGGAAAGAGGACACAGCUGCUGGGUACGAGACAAACAAGAAGUUGAAAAACCCUCAAUUCAUGGUGACGGUGCCAGAAAUAGAGUCGGGCCAGGCAACUACGCCAGUUUUGUUACAGUUUCUGCUCAAGGAUUAUGAGAAUCAGACGAUCAGUUACAGGGUUGAACUCUUGAAGGUUCUCCAUGAAGCUGAUGGAGCAGACAAAAGAUCCAUCGUCCUCAAAGACCUCACAGAAGAGACAAACUUCUACACUGCCAACCAAUGGACAUAUCGAUAUACGAUUGAACCAGGGCGCUAUUUGAUCAUGCCGAUGACCUUUAAACCUGAAACAGAGUGUGAAUUCCUUGUGAGGUUGUUUGCUAGUGUACAAAUAGAUGGUGCAGUGUUUGAUGAAGAUGUUGUACACCAUGUGACAACUUUUAAGUCUUCUUUCACAUACUACAAGACGAACUAUAAAGUUGAACAAGUCCAAUACAUAUUGGGGGAGUGGAAGAAAGACGUAAAUGCUGGGGGUCAGAUUUGUCAUAAAACAUGUGCAACAAACCCUCAGCUCAUCAUAACUAUUCUUCCAGGACAGGAUGCAGAGAAGCUCCACCCAGUAGUCAUAUCUUUGAUGCAGAACCCAGAAAAGAGUCAUCCUCCAGAACCUAUUGGUGUGAAGUUGUUUGAUCUUCCUAUGAUCUUUGCUCCACCACUUGACCUUGAGACCCUCUGGAAGGUAAACGAGUCUCACACGCAACGCACAGUUGGGCAACAAGAUCAGGUGUUUGUAGUUGACCCUGUCUGCAAUGCCCGCUAUCUCCUGAAGGAGGGUCGUUACCUGUUAUUGUGCCACCAGAAUAAUCCAGGCAUUGAUAACUCAUAUAUUUGUGCUGUGGCAUCGAAGGAGAAACUGAAAAUUGAGAAAUAUCAUUCAGGCAGCUAGAAAGAUGAAACAUUUGAUCAUGUGACUGUCAGAGACCUAUAUCAACCACUCACAUGUUAUCGCGAAUGAUAAUGAUAAACUCGAAAAACAAAGUUUCAUUCAAUUCUAGUCAAAUAUGAUACUAUUGGGUAUGCCACAGCAAAUAUGGACUAUGAAGAUUUUUGUAAUUUUGACAACAGUGUCCAUGGAAAGAGAUGCAUAUGCAGAGUGAUGAUCUUCCAGAUAUAUGCUGAUGUGAAUGCUAGAUGCAUUUUCGGUAUAACAACUUUACCAGGGGACAGAGUGGGAAGUGGUACAUAUAAGCCCUCUUUCAGUGGCACUUAGCUCAUGGAAUAGCUAAAGCGAACAUCUGAGGCAAUAAAAACUUUCUAAAAACUCUAAAACUCCUUCUAAAAACUCUACAAUUGCAAGUUUGAAACAAAGAUGAUUAUACUCAAGUAAACACCUCAACAAAUGUUAGCC
Molecule: messenger RNA, 3029 nt
Organism: Lineus longissimus
Lineage: Eukaryota; Metazoa; Nemertea; Pilidiophora; Heteronemertea; Lineidae
Product: calpain-1 catalytic subunit-like
Exons: 13
Coding region: 93-2567 (824 amino acids)
Biological process (GO): proteolysis
Cellular component (GO): cytoplasm
Molecular function (GO): calcium-dependent cysteine-type endopeptidase activity
Source: RefSeq, a predicted model, not a curated record